GUGAUUCAGUGGUACCAGCAGCAUCUAUUGCUACUUUCACUGCUAGUAGUUCAUUUUCUCUUUGGCGCUAGAAAAACAGCAAUGGCGGCGGCGGCGAGAGUAAUGGUAUCAACUAGCAACACUUUAACGGCUUCGCUCCUAUCCAAAGGUCCAUUACGAAAGCCCAGCAGUUUCAGCCUUUGCUUUAAAAACGGACCUGUCCAAAAGAGGCGUAUUUUCACUUGCAAGGCAAUAUACAAUCCACAGAUUCAGACUAAAGAAGAAGGACAGCCUGAAACCCUAGAUUACCGUGUCUUUUUUUCUGACAAUUCUGGCAAAAAGAUAUCCCCCUGGCAUGACAUACCACUACAUUUGGGUGAUGGUGUUUUCAAUUUUGUUGUUGAGAUCCCCAAAGAAUCAAGUGCAAAGAUGGAAGUUGCUACAGAUGAGCAACACACUCCAAUUAAACAAGACACAAAGAAGGGGAAACUUCGAUACUAUCCAUAUAACAUUCACUGGAACUAUGGAUUGCUUCCUCAAACAUGGGAAGAUCCUUCUUUUGCAAACUCUGAAGUUGAGGGGGCAUUUGGAGAUAAUGACCCUGUUGAUGUUGUUGAGAUCGGGGAUAGCCGUGGCAAAAUUGGCCAGCUUCUGAAGGUCAAACCUUUAGCUGCUCUGGCGAUGAUUGAUGAAGGAGAACUUGACUGGAAAAUAGUUGCUAUUUCACUAGACGAUCCAAGAGCUUCACUUGUUAAUGAUGUUGAUGAUGUAGAGAAACAUUUUCCGGGCACUCUCACAGCAAUCAGGGACUGGUUUAGAGACUAUAAGAUACCUGAUGGAAAACCUGCCAAUAGGUUUGCUCUUGACAACAAGCCAGCAAACAAGGAUUACGCUCUUAAGGUUAUUAUGGAAACCAAUGAAUCUUGGGCAAAGCUUGUCAAGAGAUCAAUCCCGGCUGGUGAGCUUUCACUUGUAUAGAUGCCGAUUGAUAGAGCUUGAGCCAGCUAGUUUUCCUGCUUGUAACCUAACUGGACGUGGAAAAUGUCCCCGGGAUUGUAUUCUUCGCUUAUGAGGUGGAAAGACAAUCCAUAUUCUUAAGAUGGUUUUAUGUUAAAAAUGUUAUUGUUCUUCUA
Molecule: messenger RNA, 1112 nt
Organism: Lycium ferocissimum
Lineage: Eukaryota; Viridiplantae; Streptophyta; Magnoliopsida; Solanales; Solanaceae
Product: soluble inorganic pyrophosphatase 6, chloroplastic-like
Exons: 6
Coding region: 82-957 (291 amino acids)
Biological process (GO): phosphate-containing compound metabolic process
Cellular component (GO): cytoplasm
Molecular function (GO): magnesium ion binding; inorganic diphosphate phosphatase activity
Source: RefSeq, a predicted model, not a curated record